AUGGAGGAAAAUGAUGAUAAUAUUUUCCAAAGACAAGCACAAGUUGUAGCUAAGACCAAAACCAAAGUAGGGAAGCCCCCCACAAGGCUACAAAAGAAAGCUCCAGCAUCUCUUCAGGUUACAAAUUGUGGCAACACAAAUCACCUUGUGCCCUCCAAGGAGGCUUCUUCUCCUCUUACUCCAAUCCCUCUUUUAUCCCCGCUUAUCUUAUCACCACCACCAUCGCCACAACAGGCAGAAGAAUUCAGGUUCCCUAUAGUAAGUGGUGAAAUUGACAAGGGAAAGGAAGACAAAAAAGGUGCAUGCUACGCGCCUGGAGGGUGGCAACAUCCUGCAGCUGCGGCCACUGGUGGAUACGUGGAGCCAUCAUCCUUGUUUACAUUCUUCCAAUCUAAAUGUGUGCUUGUCAAUCAUGCAGAGUGA
Messenger RNA from Hevea brasiliensis (rubber tree), 423 nucleotides. RefSeq lists its product as uncharacterized. The record is from RefSeq and is a predicted model, not a curated record. Bases 1 to 423 code for a protein of 140 amino acids. NCBI's taxonomy places the organism in Eukaryota, Viridiplantae, Streptophyta, Magnoliopsida, Malpighiales, Euphorbiaceae. The transcript has a single exon.